This is a messenger RNA of Frieseomelitta varia, 1758 nucleotides long. It is a transcript of the gene Daao1, whose product is annotated as D-aspartate oxidase. Lineage: Eukaryota; Metazoa; Arthropoda; Insecta; Hymenoptera; Apidae. Gene Ontology annotation, molecular function: FAD binding; D-amino-acid oxidase activity. The coding region runs from base 486 to 1493 and encodes 335 amino acids. The record is from RefSeq and is a predicted model, not a curated record. The transcript is spliced from 6 exons.
AUUUUCUCUAAAUUUUUAACAUAUGGUGUACAUAUCUUGAUUGAUCAUUUUAAUGUGUGAAUAUUGUAAUUUCUUUUUGAACUACCGCGAACAAACUUUCUUCUUUUGCACCGAACUUUCUUAUCUGUAAUAUGGUGAUGUUAAAUCUUAUCUAUAAUAGAAACGUUAACUGCCCAUAAUAUCUGAAUUAUCACGAUAACUUUUUGAGAAGUAUCGAUUUGUAUUAAAUAAACGUAAUUCUUUUAAUAAGGCUUGUGCGUUCAUUUCAAAGUACGAAGCACGUAUCGAUUGUAGUCAUAAUAGUUUUAUAAAUGGUAUACGUGGUGAGAAAAAUUUGUUCAACAACAGAUAAGAGUUAUAGAAUUUUUAGCACUUAAAGUACACUGAUACUCGUGGUAAGUUCUUCGACGAUCAAUAACAUAUUGAAGUGUUUUCCACUGGAGUUUUUAAAGAGGAAAAAUUUGUAACAUUUAGAAAAGACAAAAAUGAAAGUAGCCAUAGUUGGAGGUGGAAUAAUUGGUUUAACUACAGCCUCACAAUUAAAUCGUGAAUUACGUAACGCUGAAGUCACUGUUUUCGCUUCUGACUUUAAUGAUACUGUCAGUCAUGUGGCUGCUGGAUUAUUUAGAGUUGGUUCAUCAUAUUCUGGACCAACCGAAGAAAUAACAAGAGAUUGGCUGCGAGAUUCGUAUGCAUAUUAUGAUAAUAUUCGAAAAUCUCACGAAGCUUCUUCCGCUGGUGUAACUGCUAUUUCCGGUUACAUGUUCGCAAAUUCUUCUCCGGAAACCGUAAAGAGUCAUUGGAUGAAAGAUUUGGUACCAAUAUAUAGAAGAGUUACGGAUGAAGAAUUUCAAUUAGUGGAAGGUAACUGGAAAUAUGGGUCAUUUUUUAGUACUCUCCUCACCGAAUGCAAACUACAUCUGCCAUGGGCACGCAAGAAAUUAGAAGAAAAUGGUACCAAAUUAAUUGUAAAGAAGGUAGAUUCUCUAAGGGAACUUGUAUCCGAUUGGGAUUUAAUCAUAAAUUGUACAGGUCUUGGUGCACGAUAUUUAUGUAAUGAUAGAUAUCUUGUUCCUAUGCGUGGUCAAGUAUUCAAAGUAAAGGCACCAUGGAUGAAAACAUUCUUUUAUGGCGAGAUAGAUACUUACAUUAUACCCGGUUUUAAUGGUGUAGUUACUCUGGGUGGUUCAAGAUAUUUUGGUUCUGAAAACAAGAAACUCUGUCCGUAUGAAUCUAAAGCGAUUCGCGAGAGAUGCGAAAAUUUACUCCCAAGUCUCAAGAAAGCAGAACUUGUAAAAGAAGAGGUUGGCUUGAGACCACACAGAGAAAACAACGUCAGAGUGGAAGUUGAACAUAUCGUAAAUGGGUUUUCUAAAGCUAUUCUAGUGCAUAAUUACGGACAUGGAGGUUACGGAGUAUGUACAGCACCUGGAACUGCUAAGUAUGCUGUUCAAUUAGCAAAAGAGAUGCACAAAUCUACUGCAAAAUUAUGAAAGAUUAAUAUUGUUUUAAUUUAUAUUAAUGAGAUAUUAAUCUAGUUAUAUUUAUAGAAAUUUUACAACAAUUGCUCACGAAUAUACAGUUUAUUAACGAAUUUACAGAAGAAAAUCGUUAAUACGGGCUAAUACUGCGUGGUAAUCUUUUCCUUUCUUUCGUUUUACGCGCAACAUAAUAUACUUGUAUCUUCAGAUUGUAUUUACGCAUCAUGAAACUGAUAAAUCUCAAACGAAAAUAAAGUGGUUCUUUCAUUAUCAACAU